CUGCGCGCAGGUGAGCUAGCCAGGGCGGAGCGCGGCGGACCGGGUGCCAGGCUCCGGCGCCCGCGGCCGCCGCUCCGAAUCACAGUCUAUAGUUGUUUUCCCCAUCAAGGGCGCCCCAGAGCCAUGGCUGGCCAGAACUGCAGGGUCACCGUUGUACUGCUGGGGGGCCUGCUACUGCUUGCGGUGCGCCUGAUGCGCGGGGCAGAGGCUUCUGAGAUUGCUCUGCCCCAAGGAAGCAACAUUACCAUUCUCAUAAAGCGGGGGACAUCAGCUCCACCAGCGAAGCCCUGCUUCAUCAUCGUUUCUAAAAGGCAUAUGACUGUGUUGUUCAUCAAAGCUGGAGAGAAAAUGGUCUUUACCUUUAGCUGCCAGGACCCACAGAACCACUUUGUCAUGGAGAUCCAGAAGAAUAUCGACUGCAUGUCAGGCCCCUGUCCUUUUGGGGAAGUUCAGCUUCAGCCCGCGACAUCGAGGUUGCCCACCCUCAACAGAACUUUCAUCUGGGACGUCAAAGCUCACAAGCGCAUCGGCCUGGAGCUGCAGUUCUCUCUCCCACGGCUGAGGCAGAUCGGGCCCGGGGAGAGCUGUGCCGACGGGGUCACUCAUUCCAUCAGCGGCCGCAUCGAUGCCACUGUGGUCAGGAUCGGCACCUUCUGCAGCAAUGGCACUGUGUCCCGGAUCAAGAUGCAGGAGGGAGUGAAGAUGGCCUUGCACCUGCCGUGGUUCCACCCCCGAAAUGUCUCUGGCUUCAGCAUUGCCAACCGCUCGUCUAUAAAACGCCUGUGCAUCAUCGAGUCUGUGUUUGAAGGGGAAGGCUCAGCCACCCUGAUGUCUGCCAACUACCCACAAGGCUUCCCCGAGGAUGAGCUUAUGACGUGGCAGUUUGUGGUCCCCGCACACCUGCGGGCCAGCGUCACCUUCCUCACCUUCAACGUCUCCAACUGUGAGAAGAAGGAAGAGCGGGUGGAGUACUACAUCCCCGGCUCCACCACCAACCCCGAGGUGUUCAAGUUGGAGGACAAGCAGCCCGGGAACAUGGCUGGGAACUUCAACCUCUCCCUGCAGGGCUGUGACCAAGACGCCCAGAAUCCAGGGAUCCUGCGACUGCAGUUUCAAGUUUUAGUCCAACAUCCACAGAAUGAAAGCAAUAAAACCUACAUAGUUGACUUGAGUCAGGAGCGGACCAUGUCAAUCACCAUCGAGCCACGCCCCGUCAAACAGAGCCGCAGAUUUGUCCCUGGCUGCUUCGUGUGUCUGGAGUCUCGGACCUGCAGUAACAACGUCACCCUGACACCGGGCUCCAAGCACAAGAUCUCCUUCCUUUGCGAUGACCUGACACGCCUGUGGAUGAACGCAGAGAAAACCAUAAGCUGCACAGACCACCAGUACUGCCACAGGAAGUCCUACCAGCUCCAGGUGCCCAGUGACCUCCUCCAGCUGCCCGUGCAGUUGCACGACUUCUCCUGGAAGCUGCUGGUGCCCAAGGACAGGCUCAGUCUGGUGCUGGUGCCCAAACAGAAGCUGCAACAGCACACUCAUGAGAAAGUCUGCAAUACCAGCUUCAGCUACCUCGUGGCCACACACCAGGCCACCCCUGGUCAGGAACUGUACUACGGCUCCUUCUGCCCUGGCCCUGGAGGCUCUAUCGAGCAGAUCCAGGUGAAGCAGAACAGCUCCGUGACCCUCCGGACCUUUGCUCCCGGCUUCCAACAAGAGUUCUACAAGCAGGGCCUGACCGUGUCCUUCACCCCACACUUCAAAGAGGAUGGGAUUUUCACCGUGACGCCAGACACAAAGAACAAGGUCUACCUGAGGACCCCCAACUGGGAGCGGGGCCUGCCAGCCCUCUCCUCCUUGUCCUGGAACAUCAGUGUGCCCCGUGAUCAGGUGGCCUGCCUGACCUUCUUCAAGGAGCGCAUCGGCGUGGCCUGCCAGACGGGGUGGGCGCUCAUGAUCAUCCAGGAGCAGAGGUCGCAACCAGAGGAGAUCUUCAACCUGGAGGAGGUCAUGCUCCCCAAGCCAAGCUUCCACUAUCACAACUUCUGGGUCAACAUCUCCAACUGCAGCCCCGUGAGCGGCAAGCAGCUGGACCUGCUCUUCUGGGUGACUCUCACCCCAAAGACCCUGGACCUGACUGCUAUCAUCAUCGCUGUGGUGGCAGGUGGGGCCUUGCUACUGUUGGCCCUCGGACUCAUCAUUUGCUUCGUGAAAAGGAAGAAAAAGAAAAGCAAAGGCCCUGCUGUGGGCAUCUACAAUGGCAAUGUCAACACCCAGGUGCCGAGGCAGCUGAAAAAGUUCCAUAAAGGAAGAAAGGACAAUGACUCCCAUGUGUACGCAGUCAUCGAUGACACCAUGGUGUAUGGACAUCUGCUGCAGGAUUCCAAUGGGUCCUUCCUCCAGCCAGAGGUGGACACCUACCGGCCCUUCCAGGGCCCCACGGGGGACAGCCCUCCCUCCCCACCCCCCAUAUGCUCCAGGACCCCAACUGCAAAGUUGACCACAGAGGAGCUGCCCCCUUGCAUCUCUCCUGAGUCUGAGAGCGAACCCUACACCUUCUCCCACCCCAACAAGGUGGAGGUAGGCAACGGGGACACAGACAUUCCCUUGCUGGAUACCCAGGAGCCUGUGAAGCCAGCUGAGUAACUUUAGAUCCUUUCCAAAGACUUUGCUGAGAUGCACAAAGCAAGGCACUGAGACACUCCUACUGUGUUCCUGCCCAGAACUCCUAGAGAAGCCUAUGGAAGAAGAGCAGGAUUUCCUGGCCGCCACUGUCAGAUUUCCCAGUGGACUCGUUCCAGUGGUGAGAUGUAGAAAAGGAGGGAUUCGGACCUGGAUACAGUCACCCUACAGUGUUGUAGGGUAGUCCAUAAAGAGACGUGAGUCACCCGAUAGAGGGGUCGCCACAAGCCCGGAUUUGUAGUCUUGCCCACUUCAUGGUGACAAUUCUGAUUCCUAGGAGCCCACCUGAGGUCCUGGCUCUCAUUAGAGUCCCCUGGAUGGAAAGGACACUGUGCCUUAUUAUUAUUUAGGUGGUGUUCCUAUGUAUUUAAGUGGUUAAAUGUAUCACCACACAGUUCUUUUCACCUGAUAUAAUAUGGACUUGUGCCAACUGGUUCCUAUGGCGGGGCUUUGACUUCUACCAGCCACUAGAUAAACUUGUGCUUGUCCCCCGUGAGGUGCGAUAAUUUGCAGUCUGUCCCACCAGAAAAGGGUAUGUGUGGGAGCUGCAGGGACACCCACCUGCUUGACACCCAUCUGCUUGGGAAAGAGACUUCCUGAUUCUCUGCAGCUAUGUAGAGUGAUCCCACUGCAGACAUUUAGCUUGUGUUCCUUUGUCUUUUACUCCUAGAGAGAAAUUUCUUUGAGUUGCCAUGUGUGGCUCUCCCAGCGGCAGCAAGACUCUGACAUUUAAACAAAAAUUUAGAGAAUACUUUCCUCCUCCAAAAAUGUUUAAAUACAUACCAGAGAGUAAGCCACCUGGGUUAGCUUCUGUUGCUACUGCAACACAUUAUUAUUUGGUGGCUUCAAAGCAACGCAAAUAUAAUGUCUUACCGUCUAGAGAUCAGAAUUCCCAAAUGGUUCUCUUUGGGCCAGAUUCCUGGCAUAGACUCUAGAAUUCAUUUCCUUAGCUCUGGUGACUGACUGGUCAGGUCUUUCUCAUACAACAUCACUGGUCACUGACUGCCCUACUUCCCUCUUCUACUUCUGAAUCCAGGAUGCUCUCCCCACCUCAAGAUCCUUACCAUCGUAGCUCAGUUGGUAGAGUGCUUGCAUGCACAAGGCCCUGGGUUCAAUCCCCAGCACCCCAGGAAAAGAAGAAAAAGAGAUCUUUACCAUCCAUAGUGGAAAAGUCCCUUCUGUCAUGUAAGGUAGGGAUUGGGACCCUGCUGGUAGGGUGCCAUUAAUCUCCCUGACUCACCUUCCUGCCACUGACACCCACAGAGAAACUACAAAAUGAUGCAGCUCACCGGAUGUUUUGUUUAGCCUGCCGUCUUUUUAAAGAAUUUGUGACUAAUGUUUAAAACUCCAAAAUAUUGCAUUAAAAUCCAGAGCAGAAGAUCUGCCCUCACUGAGCUCACACUCAACCCAGUGAUUGGCUGGACGCGGUUGUUGGUAGAAAGGUGCUCCCACAGAAAUGCCGUUCCUGUAAUGGAAAGACCCGGACCCUCGUCUCUUCCCCAGUGAGAAGCUAGACCACAAGCCUGGCCUGUGUUUCAGGAAAGUGUUUCCUCCUAAUGUGUCUCCUUCCUGUAUGCAAAUCACCAGCCCCAUUCCUGUGAACCUUUGCCAGCCGGCUCUGCUCUAACCUGGGAGACGAGCAGCAAUGCAAAGUUCAGUACUUCCUGCAAAGAAUAAAGGUGACUCUUGUUGUGUUCCUCACCCUAGAAGUGCACCACCUCUCCUGGUCAGGUGGCCUCAGUGGAAGGGCGUUGGACAGUCACCUGGAUGGGGUGUACUCCACACACUUGACCUCUUUCCAGAAGGAAGAGGAUUUAUUUCUCUGAUCAUACCCUGUCCUUUUUGAAAGGCUGGCUCCGCCCACCUCCUUUCAGACUCCACCCCAAAUGCUGGGGUUGACCAUACAUACUAUUAUCACUUGCAAGGUCCCCUUAUGGACAUUUUGCUUUUUUUGGGGGGGGGGGGAAUCCUAGGGAUUGAACUCAGGGGCACUUAACCACUGAGCCACAUCCCCAGCCCUUUUUUGUAUUUUUUUAAGAGACAGUGUUGCUGAGUUGCGUAGAGCCUCACUCAGUUGCUGAGGCUGGCUUUGAACUCUCAAUCCUCCUUCCUCAGACUCCCAAGCCACUGGGAUUACAGGCAUGUGCCACCGUGCCCAGUGGGCUACAUUUGCUUUUAAGGGAAGGCUCAAGACUCUGGGCUGAGUUGCUGGCCCCCUGAUCCUGCAGGUGGGUGAGUCUUCCCUGAACCCAGGCUCAGAGAAGGGGCCCAGUCUGAGCAUGUGGCUCUUUAAGGCCCAGACCCCACUUAUGUACAAUAUUUCCAGGACUCUGGAGACCGGUCAAAUGUCAUGUUGAUUUUUGCUGUGUGCCAGCAUCGUGCCCUUCCACCCUAGAUCUGCAGAUGCCCAGGCAGCCCGUAUGCCCCUUCUGCUUCAUCUGUGAGCGGGGCUGGCUCACACAGGAUUGAUCUUCAGUGCUGCGGACACUGCAUGGGAGGGAAAGUUCUCCAAGAGGAGUCAAGAGGGCAAGCCGAAGUCCAGACCUCAGGAGAGGUUAGGGGAUGGUUCGUGUGGAUCUGCAAAAGCUGGAAAUAAUUUAUUUAAUGUAGAUACUUUUUACGUAGCAUUUUAUUCAUUUCCUAUGCUUUUUUAAAAUAAA
Molecule: messenger RNA, 5339 nt
Organism: Ictidomys tridecemlineatus (thirteen-lined ground squirrel)
Lineage: Eukaryota; Metazoa; Chordata; Mammalia; Rodentia; Sciuridae
Gene: Cdcp1
Product: CUB domain containing protein 1
Source: RefSeq, a predicted model, not a curated record